This is a messenger RNA of Lolium rigidum, 1398 nucleotides long. RefSeq lists its product as uncharacterized. The transcript is spliced from 3 exons. NCBI's taxonomy places the organism in Eukaryota, Viridiplantae, Streptophyta, Magnoliopsida, Poales, Poaceae. The coding region runs from base 1 to 1398 and encodes 465 amino acids. Gene Ontology annotation, molecular function: protein binding. The record is from RefSeq and is a predicted model, not a curated record.
AUGGAGUCACCGCCGCCGUUCAAACUCGGCCAAGGUCAAGAUCGAAUUAGCGCGCUCCCAGACGACCUCCUCCUCGGAAUCCUCGAACGCCUCGACUUGCGCGAGGCGGUCCGUGCAGGGGCGGUCUCCACGCGGUGGCGGCACCUUCCCCACCAGCUCCAGCGCCUGCACCUCAAUGUCGGCGACUUCGAGGGAGCCACGCUGCUCGAGAUCUCGGACGCGUUCGUGGGUGCGACACGGAGGCUGCUGUCUGGGUGCAACUGCGACUGCAAGAGCAGGCGUGCCAUCAAGACUCUCUGCCUCACCUUCUACCGGUCGGCCCCUCACCUGAGCUCCAUCGGCCACGCCAUCGAGGACACCGUGAGCCGCGGCGAGACCGAACGCUUCGAGUUCGAGUUAAUCAGGCCUUCCCCUGACCUAAUUCAGGCCGUCAGCCGCACCGAAUCGGGGAAGCACUUCAUGUCGUUCUCCCGCGACUGCCCCGUCGCCUUCCGGUGGCUAACUGGCCUGUCCCUAACGAGCCUCAAGUUCCCGGACUACGACUUUCCCAGCCUCAUUGGCGCUUGCGACAAGCUCAAAAGCCUAUCCCUGCGCUCCUGCGGGUUGGUUCCGCGCUCUGCCGCGCUCAAGAUCGACGCGCCAAACUCCGCGAUUACGGAGCUCGUGUUCAUCCGCUGUAAGUUUAGCCAGAUCGACCUCGUCUCCGUCCCAAAGCUCGCGCGGCUGACGUGCCAUCGGUGGCGCUCAAAGAAUCCCCCGCUGCGUUUCGGCUACGUGCCCGAGCUUCAAAACGUCCACAUUGCCUGUCGUGCCAGGACGUGGCAGACGCCGUUCGCGCUCAGCGCGUGCUUCUCGUUGAAUACCAGGAACCUGUCGAAGCUGCACCUCAAUUUCGGCUGCCAGAUGAUUUGGAUUCGGCCGGAGCAACAUCCGAAGCAGCUCACUGAUAUAUUCAGCAACCUGACGGAUAUGACGUUCUGGAAUAUCUUUCCUGAAUGUGAUCUGAGCUGGACCUUGUUUAUCCUUGAAGCUGCACCCGCCCUACAAAAGCUUAUAUUAAAUCGGACUCGACAUUCCUGUGGUGGAACAUCCAAGGAUAGUGCUCAGAAGACCAACGUGGUGUGGGAACCAUCCAAGGAUCUGAAGCACCUCGAGUUGAAGUUGCUGGUGAUGAUAGGGUUCGAGGAGGAAGACAAGGUGACGAACUAUAUAAGGAUUGUCAUGGAACGAGCCGUAGGGUUGAAGAGAAUCACUCUGGGUAGUCACACAUGCAAGGAGUGCAAUGCCAUCAAUCUCGAGUCCCCGACAACAUCUCAGACGGAUGAUGCCUGCAAGCAUCGGAUUAAGGAGCAACUCACACGUGGAUCCUCCUCAACGGUGGACAUAAUAAUCUGUUGA